GCCCGACGGCGCGUGCGCACUGAGCGGCCGGCGGGGCGGCCGAGGGGCGGGGCGGGGGCAAGAGUGGCUCUUUUGCUUCCUUGUGCCCCAUCGCCGCCCGGACACCGCGCGGGCCGCCGGCACCAUGAAGAUCUGGACUUCGGAGCACGUCUUUGACCACCCAUGGGAAACUGUUACAACAGCUGCAAUGCAGAAAUACCCAAACCCUAUGAACCCCAGUGUGGUUGGAGUUGAUGUAUUGGACAGACACAUAGAUCCCUCUGGAAAGUUGCACAGCCAUAGACUUCUUAGCACAGAGUGGGGACUGCCUUCCAUUGUGAAAUCUCUUAUUGGUGCAGCAAGAACCAAAACAUAUGUGCAAGAACAUUCUGUAGUGGAUCCGGUAGAGAAGACAAUGGAGCUUAAAUCUACUAAUAUUUCAUUUACAAAUAUGGUUUCAGUAGAUGAGAGACUUAUAUACAAACCACACCCUCAAGACCCAGAAAAAACUGUUUUGACUCAAGAAGCCAUCAUUACCGUGAAAGGAGUCAGUCUUGGCAGUUACCUCGAAGGACUGAUGGCAAGUACGAUAUCGUCAAAUGCUAAUAAAGGCCGAGAAGCAAUGGAGUGGGUCAUACAUAAGUUAAAUGCUGAAAUAGAGGAACUGACGGCUUCAGCAAGAGGGAGCAUAAGGACACCGAUGGCGGCGGCGGCAUUUGUGGAGAAAUGAUAAUGAAAGUUGAUAAAUAAGCACCCAGUUCCGCAGGUCUCUACAAGCUGGCAGUGUAUUUAUUUGUUAUUUAAAAAAUACAACUAUAUUUUAGGUAGAAUUUUUUUUUAAUAAGCUGAAGAAAGACUGUGACUUGAUCAAAACAAAGAGGUGCAGGGUUUCUAAAUAAAAGGGAUCAGCUAAAACUAGCGUCUGAAAUGACUAUCUGAUCUUGAGGAUUCCUGUAUUUAUAUGAAAAUUUAACAAUUUUUGAAAAGUACUUGGAAAUUGGUAUUGGCUGAUUAAACCUCCUUAAGGUAGAAUUUUAAAGGUUUCCACACACUGGAACUCUACCUGGCUUUGGACCAACCCCAGAACCAAGCAGAGCCAUCUCUUACAUGGGCACAGCUGCCCUGCUGCAAUAAACCUGGAGAACUUGCAUGAGGGAACUCACUUUUAAAGGAGAAAUCGUAGAGUUUUAAAAAGACAUUAAUAAUUUGCUCUGCUAUAAACCGCCAUUAAAAAUCACAAUGUUUUACUUGGUACUAAACAUUUUUGAAGUAAAAAUUAUCACGAAAUAAAUGACUCCAACAAAAAUAUAUUUUAUUGUGUUAAAGAGUACUGUAUUGAUUUGCCAAAGUUUUGUAACUUAGUAGAGAGGUAUUACCUUCCUUGGAUUUGUACUUUAUGACUUUGUAUGCUGUAUCGUGGGCUGUUUAUGUUAACUGAAAAAAUAAAGUCAUUACUGGAAUUUUGCAGCACUCU
This is a messenger RNA of Hippopotamus amphibius kiboko, 1453 nucleotides long. RefSeq names its product PRELI domain containing 3B (gene PRELID3B). The transcript has 6 exons. NCBI's taxonomy places the organism in Eukaryota, Metazoa, Chordata, Mammalia, Artiodactyla, Hippopotamidae. Gene Ontology annotation, cellular component: mitochondrial intermembrane space. The record is from RefSeq and is a predicted model, not a curated record. Gene Ontology annotation, molecular function: phosphatidic acid transfer activity. Gene Ontology annotation, biological process: phospholipid transport. Bases 125 to 709 code for a protein of 194 amino acids.